UUCGCUCAAGGCGCAGUAAGUGCCCUUGUCUCAAGUAGUUUUGAGUUUUAUAAUAACGCGAAGGGACAGUGAGUAGAGUCAGUGGCAUCUGGCCUGUGCGAACGCUGAAAAUUACUAAACGAAAAAUUCUAAAAGAGUAAACAGUUGCAUCAGUCCAUCAGACACAUCCAAGCAUAGUGGCAGUCAACAUGGAUAGCCAAGUACUGCUGGUUGUCACUGCUUUGAUUGUGUACAUUGUUAUGGCAAUUUGUGCUUUGAUUCCAGUCUGCAUUGUAGCCAAGAAAUCAACCAAGGACUGCAACUUUAGUUGUGGUACAGAAAGAAUAAUUUCUUUCUGUAAUUCCAUGGCUGGUGGAGUCUUCAUCGCAAUGUGCUUUCUAGGACUACUUCCUUAUGCACAAGACAAGACGAGGAAAGUGCUUGCAGACCUUAAUAUAACAACUGAUUUUCCUGUUGCUGAAUUCACAUGCAUUUUAGGAUUUUUCCUUAUCAUGUCAGUCGAACAGCUCAUUCUUCAAUGCCAAAAUUCAAAGAACAAGACCAAAGGAGACUGGGAAGUCCCAAUGGCUUUUGACGAAACUGAUAGAUCAAGUAAACUGAAUUAUUAUAACACAGUCAGAGAUGAAAGUGCUUCAGAAGAACUGCUUGGCAAAAAAGCAUUAGAAGCAGUCUCACCAGAGAGUCCUUCGAUUCUAAAGGAAAUCAACAUCCCCAGGAUUUAUCAAAAUGUUCCGAUGGUCACCUUUAAGGAAGAAGAUAGCGAUGAAGCACCUAGUCCUAAAAAAGUUCUUCAAUUGGAACCAGCCCAAGGCUGCAGCCACCAUCAAGUAGAAAGAUUACUCAAGAACAAAUCUGGGGGAACCCUACGCCUAACUUUGCUGUACAUGGCUAUUAGCAUUCACUCAUUAUUUGAAGGAAUGGCCUUGGGCUUGCAGACAGAUCAAAUGAAAAUCUUUCACCUGUUUUUCGCGAUCGUGUUUCAUGAAGCCCUCAUCGCCUUUUCAGUUGGUAUCACAAUGGCAAGACAGCAAUUGACUCUCCAACAAGGAGUCAAAUAUAUUCUCAUCUUCUCACUGGCUGUCCCUUUGGGGAUUUGUCUUGGACUGGUCGUCCAACAAGCUCCCGGUACUGGUGGAUCUGUCGCUUCUGCAAUAUUUCAAUCUCUUGCAGCUGGGAUAUUCAUUCACGUCACAUUCCUCGAACUUAUUCCGGCCGAACUUGCUAGUUCGAAAGACAGAAUGGUUAAAGUUGCAUUCCAUUUCCUUGGAUUUAUAGCAAUGGCGCUUGUGACCAUUACAAUGGGAUCGCACCAUUAAAUCCGCAAAAUUCGUUCUUUCGUGAUGAUCUUCAUUCGUUUACAUAUUCUCUCUGUUUUUCUUUUACUCCUCGUUGACUCUGGCAUGAUACUAUUGUCCACGCGUUCUCCAAUUUUGAAUUUGAUAAUCUUGAAAUUUGUUCAUGCUGUUUGCUUUUGUUUCUUGAACACUAGUCGCCUUGUGAGUUAUAAGAUCUAAAAAUAAGUGCAAUCAAGAAAAGUACGAGGAAGGCGGAAAUAAAAAGAAACUUAAUCGAAAA
Messenger RNA from Daphnia pulicaria, 1575 nucleotides. RefSeq names its product zinc transporter ZIP1-like. Gene Ontology annotation, biological process: zinc ion transmembrane transport. The record is from RefSeq and is a predicted model, not a curated record. Gene Ontology annotation, molecular function: zinc ion transmembrane transporter activity. The transcript has a single exon. Bases 189 to 1316 code for a protein of 375 amino acids. NCBI's taxonomy places the organism in Eukaryota, Metazoa, Arthropoda, Branchiopoda, Diplostraca, Daphniidae. Gene Ontology annotation, cellular component: plasma membrane.